AUGACUCAGCUUCCAGAAGCUGAAGAGUUGGAUCCACCGGAACCAGAUAUGGAAAUGUGGAGUAUAGAGGAACUGAGAAAACGAUCGAAGGAGCUUAAUUUAUUGGACGUAGCUGAAUUGGUAGAUCAUCAUGAAAAGAAGGAAACAAAAGAAGUUAAAGAAACGCCACCCGUUGAAAAGAAGGAAAAUGAACAUAGUCCAUCCAAAAGCAGCAAUUCUGGAAGCCAGAUUACUGUAAGAACCAGCCCUGUUGUAGUAGACACGUUACCAGUAUGUAGACAGUGCCACAAAAAAUGUUUGUCCAAACCAAACAGUCCAUUAUUGUCACAAACAGAAACAUUGCCUUUAAAGCCAAAACUGGAAGCAUCACCUCAAAACUCAAUAUCUAACAAAAGCUCACAAAGUCCAUGCAGUGCUAGUUGUGAAAAGCGGAAGUCCCAUUUUCAUUGUCACUUAGAACGCAAAGGUGCUAUUAGGAUAAAAGCUGAAGAUGGCCCAAAGGCAGCAGCAAAAGUUAUAGAUUCCAUAGAACAAAGUCAAAAGAUGCUGAAAUCCAAAUCAUAUGAUCUAAAAACUGAUUCGCCAAAUAUGACCCGAAGUAUAUCAGACGGAAAUACAAAAAAUAAGUUGGAGUUAAGAAAAGAUCAUUCUAUACGUUCCCUUAGUCCCACUUCAAGUAGCAGGAACAGCCCACUAUCGACGAGCCAUACGACAUGCAGCUCUAUGGUGUUCAAUUCUAGUUCAAAUGAUUUAAGGACUUCGAAUUCAAACAUAACCAAUCCAGUACAGUGCGUAAUCGCUCAAGAAAAAUACAUUAAUGAAGUAAAAUGUGUUGAAAGUAUAACUUUACCAAAAUCAAAACAUUCAUCACCUGCCUCUCAUAAAAAAGAUGAAAUAACAAGACAAAAGGCUGAAACUGUGCUGAAUAAAGUGUUAGGUAUAAAUAUAGUUACUAGAAGAGAAAACGUUGGUACACGUUUGAGAACAUCAUCAGUUUUCUUAGAUGAUGACUCAACAUUUGAAGACGAUAAUGAUUUUAAAAUUGAGAGAGGAUUAAGAAGGUCACCUCGAAUGGGCAUCGCAGCGAUGACCAAAAUGAAUGGAGAUAUAACGAAGAAAUCCGAAGAAACUGAGGAUCACAACGCUAACAUAAGCGAUGUACUGUCGGACGAAGAUACUGAACUAGGACCUUUAAUGCUGAUGGGUUUAUCAGCUAUCAAUCCAGCUGCGCACUUAAUGAGAGUUGAACCAUUUAGGCAUUCUAUCACAAACAUAAGUAACACCAAUUCCAGGCCCAGCAGCAUAGGUUCUGUUAAAUCAGAGUCACCGAUACCCAAUAUCGCAGUAGUACCGCCAACGCCUGAUUAUAAUACUAAUAAGACUGAUGAGCUUAUAGAUGAUUCCCCCGAUUCUCCCGAUGUUCCAGAUGACCUCCCUUAUAUAUCGUUGAAAAGAUACGGCACAAUGUCAAGUUUGGAACGAUUACCCUCUGACGAGACUGAUGAUGGAAAUGUAAGACUGACCGCAGAAGAAGCCGACGCGGCUAAGCCGUAUAAUACAGUGGCGAGUUCUGCUGGAGGUAUCAUGGGAUGGACGGCGCGUGCCGGCUCCUUCGUUGUUGAGAAAAUGAGUAUUUUUAGUCACACUGAAAAUGUACCGAACACAUCAAUAGCUCACAAACAGCCAUCGUUUUUAGAGAGGUGCCUUGGUGUAAGUGAGUGGAAGUCUACCCUGGGUACAGAAGAUGGGACCAUGGAGACUGGUGAAGGUAGCGGUGCCAGUGGUGAGGAAGCCUGGGGUACUCCAUCAUCUGGAGACUUGUCUGACAACCUACAGGAUUCUGAUCAUGGCACUUUGUCGUCUCCAACAAAGUCUUCAUCUUCCUACGUUGGCGAUGAUGAUACAGAGCUGAUGAUGGAUGAGCUACUUAUGGCACCAACUAUAACUGGUCCUACUACUUUAAGGCCACUUUUGCCAAGAGACGUUUUCAGAAGACGUCUUGAACCGUUAUUAGAAGAGGAAUUUUCAGAUAGUGGCAGCGAAGAUAACAAACCCACCCCCACAAAUUCUGAUGACCAGGUGAAUAUAAUUGAAGUUUGA
Pieris macdunnoughi is the source of this 2100-nucleotide messenger RNA. The record is from the annotation of a GenBank genome assembly. Lineage: Eukaryota; Metazoa; Arthropoda; Insecta; Lepidoptera; Pieridae.